CAUGAGAAGACAGCCAUGUGAAGGCAAAGAGAUACACAAGCAGAAGGCCACGUGAAGCUGGAGGCAGAGACUGCAGUGAUGCAUCUACAAGCCAAGGAACACCAAGCACUGCCUAUGUUCACCAGAAGCCAGGACACAGACAUGGAACAGAUUCUCCCCCAGAACCCCUGAAAGGCACCAGCCCUGCUGACAUCUUCCUUUCAGACUUCUAGCCUCCAAAACAAACAGAGUGUUCUGAACAUCAACACAAAGUGGAAGAACCUUAAGCUGAAGGUACAGUAUAUUAUUUACACUGAAGGGGCUUGUGUGUGGACAAGAAAGCGCUGACAGCUCAAAUGGAUCCCAUGGAACUGAGAAAUGUCAACAUCGAACCAGAUGAUGAGAGCAGCAGCGGAGAAAGUGUUCCAGAUAGCUACAUCGGGAUAGGAAAUUCAGAAAAGGCAGCAAUGAGCAGUCAAUUUGCUAACGAAGACGCUGAAAGUCAGAAAUUCCUGACAAAUGGAUUUUUGGGGAAAAAGAAGCUGGCAGAUUAUGGUGAUGAACAUCAUCCCGGAACCACUUCCUUUGGAAUGUCUUCAUUUAACCUGAGUAAUGCCAUCAUGGGCAGUGGGAUCCUGGGCUUGUCCUAUGCCAUGGCCAACACAGGGAUCAUACUUUUUAUAAUCAUGCUGCUUGCUGUGGCAAUAUUAUCACUGUAUUCAGUUCACCUUUUAUUAAAAACAGCCAAGGAAGGAGGGUCUUUGAUUUAUGAAAAAUUAGGAGAAAAGGCAUUUGGAUGGCCGGGAAAAAUUGGAGCUUUUGUUUCCAUUACAAUGCAGAACAUUGGAGCAAUGUCAAGCUACCUCUUUAUCAUUAAAUAUGAACUACCUGAAGUAAUCAGAGCAUUCAUGGGACUUGAAGAAAAUACUGGAGAAUGGUACCUCAAUGGCAACUACCUCAUCAUAUUUGUGUCUGUUGGAAUUAUUCUUCCACUUUCGCUCCUUAAAAAUUUAGGUUAUCUUGGCUAUACCAGUGGAUUUUCUCUUACAUGCAUGGUGUUUUUUGUUAGUGUGGUGAUUUACAAGAAAUUCCAAAUACCCUGCCCUCUACCUGUUUUGGAUCACAGUGUUGGAAAUCUGUCAUUCAACAACACACUUCCAAUGCAUGUGGUAAUGUUACCCAACAACUCUGAGAGUUCUGAUGUGAAUUUCAUGAUGGAUUACACCCACCGCAAUCCUGCAGGGCUGGAUGAGAACCAGGCCAAGGGCUCUCUUCAUGACAGUGGAGUAGAAUAUGAAGCUCAUAGUGAUGACAAGUGUCAACCCAAAUACUUUGUAUUCAACUCCCGGACGGCCUAUGCAAUUCCUAUCCUAGCAUUUGCUUUUGUAUGCCACCCUGAGGUCCUUCCCAUCUACAGUGAACUUAAAGAUCGGUCCCGGAGAAAAAUGCAAACAGUGUCAAAUAUUUCCAUCACGGGGAUGCUUGUCAUGUACCUGCUUGCUGCCCUCUUUGGUUACCUAACCUUCUAUGGAGAAGUUGAAGAUGAAUUACUUCAUGCCUACAGCAAAGUGUAUACAUUCGACAUCCCUCUUCUCAUGGUUCGCCUGGCAGUCCUUGUGGCAGUAACACUAACUGUACCCAUUGUCCUCUUCCCAAUUCGUACAUCAGUGACCACACUGUUAUUUCCCAAAAGACCCUUCAGCUGGAUACGACAUUUCCUGAUUGCAGCUGUGCUUAUUGCACUUAAUAAUGUUCUGGUCAUCCUUGUGCCAACUAUAAAAUACAUCUUCGGAUUCAUAGGGGCUUCUUCUGCCACUAUGCUGAUUUUUAUUCUUCCAGCAGUUUUUUAUCUUAAACUUGUCAAGAAAGAACCUUUCAGGUCACCCCAAAAGGUCGGGGCUUUAAUUUUCCUUGUGGUUGGAAUCAUCUUCAUGAUUGGAAGCAUGGCACUCAUUAUAAUUGACUGGAUUUAUGAUCCUCCAAAUUCCAAGCAUCACUAACACAAGGAAAAAUACUUUCUUUUUCUAUUGGAAAUGGUUGCAAGUUAUACUCCAAAAGACAUUUGAAUUAUCUUGACUGGAAUGUUAUUCAUAGGAAAUAACAGGAAGAUUCCAAAGAUGUUUACCAGUAAUAUCAC
Symphalangus syndactylus (siamang) is the source of this 2116-nucleotide messenger RNA. It is a transcript of the gene SLC38A4, whose product is annotated as solute carrier family 38 member 4. Gene Ontology annotation, molecular function: L-amino acid transmembrane transporter activity. The record is from RefSeq and is a predicted model, not a curated record. Gene Ontology annotation, cellular component: plasma membrane. Lineage: Eukaryota; Metazoa; Chordata; Mammalia; Primates; Hylobatidae. Gene Ontology annotation, biological process: amino acid transmembrane transport.